Molecule: messenger RNA, 1274 nt
Organism: Brassica oleracea var. oleracea
Lineage: Eukaryota; Viridiplantae; Streptophyta; Magnoliopsida; Brassicales; Brassicaceae
Product: cyclin-D3-3-like
Exons: 4
Coding region: 97-1083 (328 amino acids)
Biological process (GO): regulation of cyclin-dependent protein serine/threonine kinase activity; mitotic cell cycle phase transition
Cellular component (GO): cytoplasm; nucleus; cyclin-dependent protein kinase holoenzyme complex
Molecular function (GO): cyclin-dependent protein serine/threonine kinase regulator activity
Source: RefSeq, a predicted model, not a curated record
AGAGGGGGAGAGAGAGAGAGUGAGAGAGCUCUAAGUGAUGGCAGAAUGAACAAAGGCCUUUCACAAUCUCUUCUCCUGCCCAGAGGAAGAUAAAAUAUGGCUUUAGAAGAAGAGGAAGAGACCCAAAACGCACCGUUUUGUAUGCUUUUCUGCGAGGAAGAGAGUUGUAGUGUGUUCGAGGAAGACGAGAGCGUCGUAAAGUCUCCAUCUUUUCAUCUGGGUUUUCCCGAUCACGACAUGUUAUGGGACGACGACGAGUUACUAGGUCUGAUCUCGAAAGAGGACGAAUUAAAACCGUGUCUUUCCGACAAAGCCUUAGACGAGUUUCUGUCUCUGUGUCGUGAAAACGCUCUCGGUUGGAUUUUCAGAGUGAAAGGCUAUUAUGGGUUUAGUUCCUUGACGGCUCUUCUCGCUGUAAACUACUUCGAUAGGUUUAUUACAAGCAGGAAGUUUCAGACAGAUAAGCCAUGGAUGUCUCAGCUUACAGCUGUCGCUUGUUUGUCUCUAGCUGCUAAAGUUGAAGAGAUCCGUGUUCCUUUGCUCUUAGAUCUCCAAGUGGGAGAGGCGAGAUAUGUCUUUGAAGCUAAGACUAUACAGAGAAUGGAGCUUUUGAUUCUCUCUACUCUUCAAUGGAGGAUGCAUCCUGUGACUCCUAUCUCGUUUUUCGAUCAUAUUAUCCGUCGAUACAGCUCUAACUCUCACGAGUUCUUGAGUAGAUGUGAAUCUCUGUUGCUCUCCAUUGUUCAUGAUUCGAGGUUUCUAAGUUACACCCCUUCUGUGUUAGCCACUGCGAUAAUGGUCUCUGUUGCUAGAGAUUUCAAGGAAGCUGAAUACGAAUCUCAGCUCAUGACUCUGCUCAAAGUCGAUCCGGAGAAAGUAAAUAAAUGCUAUGAGUUAGUGUUAGAUCACAAUCCAAGCAAGAAGAGAAUGAUGCAUGCGUCAUUAAGCUCUGAUGGGUCGAACGAGUCAUGGGUUGUGUCUUCAGAGCCUCUAUACAAGAGGAGAAGAGUGCAUGAGCAGCAGAUGAAGUUGUCUUCAAUAAACAGAAUGUUUCUCGAUGUGUUCACUAGUAGUCCUCGCUAAUAAUUUUCAACAACCGAUCAAAUAUGUGUGUUUUCUCCUGUUUUGCAUAUUAGCGGCUAUGGUAAGGCAGAAACAUUAUGCAUUUUACUUGGCUCUUGUGUUAAAAGGAUGGUUUACUUUAUCGGUAUUUGAUCAUUGAAAUAAAAGAAACACAGAUGUUUUUUCUUAUGAACAAACUUGUGUAACGGUUG